AUGGACAGCGAGGAAGAAACGCUGCAGCAGCAGCAGCAGCAGCAGCAGCAGAGUCAAACGAAACAGCAGGGGCAGCAGCAGAAAUCUCUUGUGCAGCGUCAGGAACAAAGCCGGCAGCAGGGGCCGUCACACCAACGGCAGGAAGAACAGCAACAAGAACAGCAACAAGGGCAGCAGCAGCCGCAGCAGCAGCAGCCGCAGCAGCAGCAGCAGCGUCACCAGCAGCAGAAGCUGGAGGUGCCGCAGCAACAACAUCAAGCGCAGCAGCAGCAGCGUCACCAGCAGCAGAAGAUGGAGGUGCCGCAGCAACAACAUCAAGCGCAGCUGCGCGAGCAGCCGCAGCAGCAGCAGCAGCAGCUGCUGCUGCUGCAAACCAGAGCCGUCGAAGGGCCACCAGCUUCUCACCGUGUCUGUUUUUCGGAACCAGCAACAGCAGAAAGCCCAGCAGCAGCAGCAGCAACAGCAAGUACAGCAGAACAGAAGGGAGCAGCAGAGGUGGAUGAGUGCGUCGCCGCCGCUGUGAAAGAGGCGCAACUCGCAGCAGCAGCUGCAGCAGCAGCAGCAGAAGCAGAAGCAGCAGCAGCAGCAGAAGCAGCCGCAGAAGCAACAGCAGCAGAAGAGGACGACGAAGAUGAGGGGAUGGACCCACAAGAAACCGACGCAGCUGCAGCAGCAGCAGAUGCUGCUGCAGCGGCUGCAGCUGCCAGUGGGAGGCUUGACCUCUUCAGCGCCACAAAACUUACAGCUUUAGUUUUCAGGGAUCAGGGUUUAGGGACGAUAUCCAGUUGCUGCUGCAGCGGCAGCAGCAGCAGCAGCAGCAGCAGCAGGGAGCUCGCUGCUGUCCGCCGUCUGCCGACUUCUGCUGCUACCAUUCCUCCUGGCCCCGCCGGCAGCGCUGCGGACUGCUGCGCACCGUACACCGCUGCCUGCAGCAGCAGCAGCAGCAGCAGCAACAGGUUCUGCUGCUGCUGCAGCAGCCAAGAGGGGCGUCUCGUCCUCAGCAGCAUCAGCUGCUGCUUUCCCUCCCACACAGUCACUUCUAUACUGGGGGGCUCGGGCGCAGGAAAGAGCACAUUUUUGUCUCUUGUGGCUGGGAGGCUCCGUCCAUUGGCAACAGCUGCUGCGCCCACAGCAGCAGCAGCAGCAGCAGCUGCUGCUGCUGCAAGGGGUGCAGCAGCUGCAGCUGCAUACGCGGGUGGCGACGGCUCUGCUGCGGGCGCAGAGCCUCGGCCCUCGCUGCAGCAGCAGCAGCAGCGGAGCAAUAAAGAGAGAACAAGGACAAAGGGAGCAGCAGCAAGAACUACGGAGGAGCCGGUGCUGCUGCUGAACGGCGUGAAGGCCCCCAAGGCGUGGCGGCGGCUUGUGGGGUUCUGCCUGCAGCAGGACCUGCUGCUGCUGCAGCAGCUGUCGGUGCAGCAGACGCUGCUGCUGGAAGCGAAGCUUCGGAUGGGCAGAGGUGUAUGUACAGGUGCAGACACACUGUUGUGGGGUCGCCGUUCUCACGCGGGCUCUCUGGAGGCGAGCGAAGAAGGCUUUCGGUGGCCUGAUAUCGUUGCCGGUGGUGCUGCUUCCUGUUUGACUGCUGCUGCUGCUGUAGCUAUUGUUGCUGCGGCGUUUGUUGCUGCUGAUAUUAUUGCUGCGGUUGCUGCUGUUGUUUCUAAUACUGCUGCUGUUGCUGCUGUUCCAGUCGGGCUUACGCGCGGCCUCGACGCAGCAGCAGCGUCGCAUCUGCUGCGGCUGCUGCAGCGCGUAGCAGCAGAAAACGGCACAACAGUUAUCUGCACUAUUCACCAACCCUCUCCACAGCUGUUCUUAUCUUUCGGGAGGGUCCUUUUUCUAGCGGAGGGUCGUUUGGUCUUCUGCGGGAAGCCACAGCAGCUACGAGCGUACGAGGCAGUGCUGCUGCAGCAGCCCACCGCUGCUGCUGCUGCUGCUGCUGCUGCUGCGAGUGACGCUGGCCGCCGCCUAGACGAUGGCGCUUAUGCAGCUGAAGCAGAAGGCCCCGGCGAAAUAGCAGAAGCCGCAGAAGCAGCAGAAACAGCAACAGCAACGCCGCCCGACUGCUGCGUAGCUGAGCACUUUUUAGAACUUGCUUGUGGAGUGGGGGCUUUCCGCACCUAUCCUAUAUUGGUAGCUCAUUUGCAGAAGCUGCUGCUGCUGUUGCAGCAGCAGCAGCACCAGAAUUUGAUGCAGCAGAACCAGCUGCACCAGCGCCGGCUGCACCAACCUAGCAGGAGCAGCAGCAGCAGCACCUGCAGCAACAGCAGCGAGCUGCUGCACUUUGCUGAAACGGAGGGACUGAUAUGGCAGAUAGAACACCUCCUACAGCAUCAGCAGGAGUUGCUGCUGCCAGAAACAGAUAAGAAACACCACGGAGCAGCGAAAAUUGCAGAAGUCCUUGACUUAAUUUUUCGGGUGUACAGACACCCCAAGGCUCUUGUCCUGAGGGACGACUUUCAGGCAAUAGCUGAUGCUGCUUCUGCUGCUGCAAGUGCUGCCGCUGGUGCUGCUGUUGAUGCUGCUGCUUCGGCGGUUCUUUCUCCCGUGGGCAGUGCUACGGCAGCACAAAACGCAGCAGCAGCAGCAACAGCGACAGAACCAGCAGCAGCAGCAGCACUGACGCUGCACCAGUCAGCAAUGGAGGCAGCGGGGACUAUCAAGGGAACCUUAAGUGUGGACGAGGGCAAAAACGAGAAAGAAGAAUAUCUUUCAGCAAGAUCAGCAUCUCCGGCUGCAUUACCAGUGGAUGAGGCAGCAGCAGCAGCACCAGCAGUGGACGCAGCAGCAGCCGGAAGUGCAGCAGCAGGCCCUCUCUUGCAGCAAGUGUCUGUGCAAAGGGUGCCUUCGACCGAAGCAAGACGAGCUGCAGCAGCAGCAGCAAGGUCAGCAACAAGUGCACCAUGCCGUCGUCGGGAGCUAAUAGCUGCAGCAGCAGCCAUAAAGGCGGCGAGCAGCCCUUUGCUGCAGUUCGAGGUGCUGCUGCAGCGGCAGCUUAUCUCGGAAGCAAGAGGCACAGCAGCAGCAGCCGAUCUAGCACAGGCGCUGCUGCUCGCACUUAUAGUAGGAUCUCUUUACUUCAAGCGUAUGGCCGACUACACCACAGACGGACUGCAUGAAAGGCUGGGUCUGCAUCGGCUUCUGCUGCUGCUGCUGCUUUUGUUACUUUUUCUGCUGUUGGUUGCUGCUGCUGAAGCUCUUGCUCUAUUCGCAUUGCAAAAGUUGAAGAGUUCUACUGCCUUUGCUGCAACCGUUCCCGCGGCUGGUGCUGCUGCUCUUGCCAUUGCUGCUGCUGCUGCUGUUAUUCGCAUUGGAGAAGUUGAAGAGUUCGCUGCUGUCUUUGCUGCAACCGUUCCCGCGGCUGGUGUUGCUGCUCUUGCCAUUGCUGCUGCUGCUGCUGUUUUUGUUGCUAAUGAAGCAGUUGCUGUUGCUGUGCGGCGGCUUUCGAGAUGGUUUUUGCUGCUUCAGCUGCUUCUGUUGCUGCUGUUGUUGCGGCUCUCGCAGCUGCUUCUGCGAGAGCCGCAGCAACUUCAGCUGCUGCCGGUGUUGCCUUUAUCGUCUCUGCUGACAGCUGCAGAUCCAUCUCUCAUAUACCGGGUCAUUCUUCUGCCUUUUUGUCUUUCUCGUGAUGCAGCGCUGCUGUACUUUCUCUGCAACUACCACCUGUUCUCUCCGGCAUUUACGUCGCUCAAUGCUUUCCCUGCGAUUCGCGCCGCAGCAGCAGCGGGCAGCAGCAGCAAGCUCUUCAGUGCGGCCACGUUUCUUGCUGCUGCUACUUGCGCAGAGCUGCUGCUGCAGCUCGUCGCGCCCUUCAUCAUGCUGCUGCUCCUCCACGCCCUAGUUGCAUGGCCUGCAGACGCCCUCGGCGUGUGGCUGUCUCUGCUGCUGCUGACAGUUCUGGCGUCGUCUCUGGGCCAGUUCAUUGCCGCGUUUGCAGGCAGCAACCACCGGCUUGCUGCGCUGCUGCUGUCUGUCGCGCUGAUCUCCCUGACCCUCGUCGGGGGCUUCUACGUUUCGAUUGCUUUGCUGCCGCCUUGGGUCAAGUGGCUCGUUUAUCUCUCCCCAGCAAAUUACGCAGUUCCAACGCUGCUGCAUGUCACCCUCAAAGGGCAUACCAUCGCCUGCAGCAGCAGCAGCAGCAGCAGGAGCGGCAGCAGCAUAGGGAACACCUGCGACGACAAGCCGCUGACUGCGGCAGACAUUGCAAGCCAACUCUCGCUCGGGCUACCAGUCGCCGCCAACGUUUGCAUCUUACUUUUGUUUCUUGUGACAGUGAAGAUUGCUACACUUCUUCUUCUCAGAAAGAGGCUCCAAAUACAAAACUAG
Molecule: messenger RNA, 4323 nt
Organism: Eimeria necatrix
Lineage: Eukaryota; Apicomplexa; Conoidasida; Eucoccidiorida; Eimeriidae
Exons: 9
Coding region: 1-4323 (1440 amino acids)
Cellular component (GO): membrane
Molecular function (GO): ABC-type transporter activity; ATP hydrolysis activity; ATP binding
Source: RefSeq, a predicted model, not a curated record